This is a messenger RNA of Myripristis murdjan (pinecone soldierfish), 2770 nucleotides long. It is a transcript of the gene nbn, whose product is annotated as nibrin. Gene Ontology annotation, biological process: mitotic G2 DNA damage checkpoint signaling; double-strand break repair via homologous recombination; telomere maintenance. The transcript is spliced from 17 exons. Gene Ontology annotation, cellular component: Mre11 complex; nucleus. The record is from RefSeq and is a predicted model, not a curated record. Gene Ontology annotation, molecular function: protein binding; damaged DNA binding. NCBI's taxonomy places the organism in Eukaryota, Metazoa, Chordata, Actinopteri, Holocentriformes, Holocentridae. Bases 126 to 2705 code for a protein of 859 amino acids.
CGUUGGCGCGACGUUAGUUACCUUGUUGAUAGUUGGCGUCAAGAAGUUAAAAUCAGGAAAUGUGAAGUUUUGUUUGACAUCCUUGUGUUUUAAAUGAACAAGUGGUCCACCCAAAGCACAUUAACAUGUGGAUCCUGAAACCCCUGGACACCGGAGGGGAGCCUCACUACCUCCUACCCGGGAGGGAGUACGUGGUGGGCCGCAAGAGCUGCGACAUCCUGCUGCCCAACGACCAGUCCAUCAGCAGGGCCCACGGCCAGCUGAGCGCCACCGAGCAGGCCUUGACUCUGAAGGACAGCUCCAAGUACGGCACAUUUGUCAACGGCCAGCGUUUGUCAGAGAACGAAACAAAAAACUUGCAGGCAGGGGACAAUGUCACAUUUGGGGUUUUCCAAAGCAAAUUCAGAGUGGAUUGUGAGAAGAUAGUGGUGUGUUCGUCAUGUUUGGACAAUGAUGGCAAGGCAUCGCUCUCUCAAGCUCUGUUGCCUUUGGGCGGCAAGUUGGUCAACAACUGGACUCAGGACUGCACUCACCUGGUCAUGCCUUCUGUGAAAGUCACCAUAAAGACUAUUUGUGCCCUACUGUGCUGCCGUCCCAUUGUGAAACCGGAGUUCUUCACAGAGCUCAGUCGAGCCCUUCAGCAGAAAUUACCCCUUCCUAAAGCUGACAGUUUCAUCCCAGUGAUCGAUGAGCCCAGCUUAAAUAGGGAGGAAGUGGACCUUGGAGCAAUUCCAGCACGCAAACGUCUCUUUGCAGGGAAAACCUUCCUCUUCCUCAGUGCCAAGCAGCUAAAACGCCUGAGUGCAGCAGUGAGUUUUGGAGGUGGCAGGAGCCAGCUGCUGGAGGAGGGCUCGCAGCCCCAGGGCCUACUUCAGUCUCCACAAAGCUGCGUGGUUGACAUAGCAACGGGCAACACCCAAACACUGCUCCCCUCCUCCACCACAGAGUGGGCAAACUCUGUGAAGAAGAUAGUACAAGAAAAAGGCCUUCGACUCAUCACAGAGUCUGAAAUUGGAUUGGCUGCCAUCUAUGCGUCCUGUGACAAACAUUGCAAUCCAUCCAGUCUAGUAACAGAUACAGAGUCAGUACAAAAAAUGAAACCCAGAAUUCCAAGUGCUACACUUUCACAGAAUGCCACGGUGGACGAGACUGUUCUGCCGGCAGCAUCUCAAAACAUCACAGCUUAUGUAGUCAACACAGAGACAUCACAACGGAUGGAGACACAGAGUGAGGUAAUGGGUGUGACAACAGUAGGUGAGACUCCCGAGAAGAGCCAAAACCGGAACACCAGUCAACUCGGCCAGCCCAAAUCCUUAGUUCAGGAGAUGGAUACCACAAGCAGUGUCACUGAUACAGUGAGAUUAUCAGUCAGCGCUGUAGAGAAAACAGGCUCAGAGUGGAAGAAACCUGAGUCAAAAAUACAAGGUGGAAGGAAUACUUAUGCCUCUUCCAAGCCAUCCCGUCCUGAGGUUAAUGGUGGCAUGAGGACCUUCCCACAGAGGCAGUCCCCUCAGAAACCAAAAGUCCCUGCACAGGCUUCCCCACAGAAACAGUCCACUCUCACUAGUUUUUUUCAACCAGUUAACAAAAAAAGGCCUUUGGAGGAUGAGCUCUCUGCUGAUAUGUCAGAGCCGAAGCGGACUGUUCCAGCAUCAUUCACCGACCGAUAUUCAUCGACCAGCUCACCCACCUCCAAACAAAAGCCCUCACAUUCAGACACAUUUCCUGCAGCUACGGCCCAGACUCAGCUGGGGUCAGGAGCUGACCUGUUCGCGAGACAGUCUGAGACUCUGUCAAACAAGGAAUCCCACCUUGCCCAGCAGGGACCACAAGGUAGAAAGAGGAAGGAGAUGGAAGCAGAGAUCCGGAUGGAGGAGCUGGAGUCCAUAAUGUCUAUGGAUAUGGAUUAUUUAGAUGACCAGACCUCUGACGACCAGGGCUGGCAAACACAACCAGCAGAACGUGGCUCAGCCAAACAGAAACAGGCCUUAGAUGCUGUGGAAACUCCAUCUACAAGUAAGAGACAACGGGUUGACUUGGAAGAGAAUGGCAAAGCCAAACAAAAGCCAUACAGGGGCAUGGAAAAACCGUCAGUAUCCAAUAUAAACCAGAGCCUAGAAGUUGAAGAAGAUCUCUCUUCCAUCAAGAGACAGCAUCUGCACCCUUCAGAAAAGAGACCAACUAAUCAGAUGCCUGAACCUCCAGAGGCUGAGCUGCAAGCCGAUGGAAGUCCGUGGUCACAACAUGUUAAAGAUGAGGAGAUGUCUGCGCUUGUGGAUCCAGAACCACUCAAUGGAGAUCUGUGCCAAAACAAAAGAGAGCAGGAGACCCCUCUGAAGCCCACCACAGUCAAACAGGAAUACCCAGUGUCUGAAACCGACGAGGACCUUCCUAAAAAGCUGGUGUUGGUGGAGUUCAAGUCUCUCACUGUGACAGCAGCUCCCACAGCCAAACCACAGCAGAGGCAGGGCAACAGCUACUCAAAGAACUUCAAAUGCUUCCGCAAGGUCCCAGUGCCAGGUGCAGGAGCUUCACCCCACAUCAUUGGAGCUUCUGAUCUGCUGGUUCACAACAGAGGGAAGAACUCUGAACUGGAUGAAUGGCUGAGAGACGCAGCUGAGGAGGAGCGUCAAAUCAGGCAUGAGGAGAGUAUAGGAGAUGACCUUUUCAGGUACCAACCCACCAAACUGACCAAGAGAAGAUGAAACACCUGUUUGAGGUCCUGCAGAGGGAAAUCACUUUAAAGGCACAUGAAGUAUGUCAGACUCCA